This is a messenger RNA of Alternaria infectoria, 936 nucleotides long. RefSeq lists its product as uncharacterized. Bases 1 to 936 code for a protein of 311 amino acids. Lineage: Eukaryota; Fungi; Ascomycota; Dothideomycetes; Pleosporales; Pleosporaceae. Gene Ontology annotation, molecular function: transmembrane transporter activity. The transcript has 4 exons. The record is from RefSeq and is a predicted model, not a curated record. Gene Ontology annotation, biological process: transmembrane transport.
AUGAGCUCUUCUCAACCAGAGAGCCAGCCUCUGCUGCACAGCUCUCCAACCAAGGUCAUAGCUUUCGAGCCCCACGAUCCAGACGACCCCCGGAACUGGUCGAAAGCGCGCAAAUGGCUAAUGGUCGCCGCAAUUGUCCCCAUAGACCUCAGUGUCUCCUGGGGCGCGAGUGGCUUUAGUCCUGUCGCUAGCGACUUUGCCAAAGAUAUGGGCGUGUCACCGAGCGUCGCUGUUCUGGGACUGAGCAUUGUAAUACUCUUGCGGAGAGCACGAGCCCUACGACAGCAAACAGGAGACGAGGGGAUUGAGGUGCCAGAUGAAAUGAAGCAACGAGGACCGAAGCAGCUGUUCACUACAGCACUCGCCCGUCCAUUCAGGUUCUUGGGCUCUGAAGCUAUCGUGCAGUUUGGUGCACUCUACAACGGGUUUCUAUACGGCUUGAGCUUCCUCUUUAACGGAGCCUUUCACAUGAUCUUUGGCCCAAACGGAUACGGUUUUGAUACUAUCGGCGUCGGUAUCUGCUUCCUCGGGAUUGUCGUCGGCAUCACAUUUGGCCUAGCGACGAACGUCUUACAAGAACGAUACUACCAAAGACAAGUUGCUCAGGCCGGCUAUCGUGACGUCCCCGAGGCGCGAGUGCAUCACGCGAAGCUGGCAGCUAUUGUGCUACCAGUGUCUCUUUUGGCUUUCGCACUUACCGCAACGCCAAACAUACACCCUUUCUUUGCAGUUCUCGCCAGCGCGUUCUGGGGAUGGUCAUUCUACACUCUCAUUCUUAUGACCCUUACUUACACCGAAGACGCCUACAAAACAUUUUUCGAAACUCUGUACCUGGGCAAGAACGUGGAACGGAUUCCUGUACCCGACGAACUCCACAUUACAAUCGAAUCAGAGAGCCCUGGUCUACUCGCCUUCGAUCUUCCCAUCAGCCACUGA